AUGGAUUCCAGAAUGGCUGGGAAAAAGAGGUUGCUCCAGUUGGUUGAACUGGAAGAAUUCCGGAGCAAGACAUAUGAAAACGCCAACCUCUACAAGGAGCAGAUGAAAAAUUGGCACGAUAAAAAGCUUAUCAAGGGAGAGUUAGAAGUUGGAGACAAAGUGUUGCUGUAUCGAUCCAGAUUGAAACUGUUUCCUGGAAAGUUGAAAUCAAGAUGGGAGGGACCUUAUGCAAUCAUUGAAGCACUUCCCAAUGGAGCAUUUGCCAUUGCUCAUGAAACAUCUGGAGCAACGCUCAGGGUAAAUGGACACAGACUCAAGAAGUAUAAUAGAGGGAUCAAGGAGCAUGAGAAAUUAACUUCUCAUCUCGAUGACCCAGCUGAAGUCUGA
Molecule: messenger RNA, 387 nt
Organism: Gastrolobium bilobum
Lineage: Eukaryota; Viridiplantae; Streptophyta; Magnoliopsida; Fabales; Fabaceae
Exons: 1
Coding region: 1-387 (128 amino acids)
Source: RefSeq, a predicted model, not a curated record